UAUCAGCGAAAAUUAAAUUCGUGUACGUCGCGACAAACCAGAAGUGACAGCGGGGAGUUAUAAUUGCCGUCAUCAUCAAGCAGUGACUUCGACCAUAAUGUUCCUACGUACGAAAACGCUAGCGCUGUAAUCGUCAAACAGUUUGGACCGAAGCAACAGUAUAGUGCGCGGUAGGAAGAAACGGUGCGUAAAACACCGAGAGCACCUUGUAACUGCGUUUUGUUUCACAUUUCGCGAAAAAUGAUGUGUGGUUGAUUUGCUCACAUCAUCCAUUGAGACGUUUGCGGAAAGCACGGACUCGUGCUUCAAUUAUUCUGUCAGUAGUUUCAUCCGGAUCCCGUAGCAAAUCAGUCGAUCGUACAACGAAUAAUGUUCAACGUGCCUCGUUUUGACAGCAGUUCCAAACGAUUAUGAAACGACCAGUGAUUCUUAAAAUAAUCCUCACGUUGUUAUAUUUGUGCUAUGAGUGUUUCAAAUAUAUAACGACAAAAUUCGCUACCAUAAUGGAUUUCAAACAGCAAAACGGCCAAACGCAGUACCCUCGGAGUAGUUCACGCCUGAAACAUCAGUCAGCUGUGGCAUCCAGUGUGUCUACGUCACCCUCGGUAGCACCGCAAAAGGUCACCUUACGGAGAAGAUGUCGCAGUGAGUGCCUGCCAAUGGCACCGAUGCACGAAACCAAAAGCAGUAAAUCCCGACUUCAAGGUCAGCACCACCAUAAUCAACAUCAUCAUCAUCACCAUAAUCACCACCAGCAGCAGCUUCUGAAAUCGAAAGGCGACAAUCCAUCAUUACUAAUCGAAUCAUUCAGCCUGCAAACUACCGGUACCCGGAAGAUGCUGCCAGUGAUCGGAACCAGUGAACAGUUGCCCAGUAUCGCAACCAACAAUGCGAAAGAAAAUGUAAUGCAUAAUGGACACAACCGGCUGGAAGGCAGUGUGAAUGCGAAAGAUGUAUAUAUGAGUGAUCUGGAUGCUUAUCGGAGAGAUCGAAGAAGCGGAUACUACAUGAUCGGAGAUCGACAGCUAGAAUCACGUUUUGCACGAAAUUUAGAAAGUUCAUUCAACCCUCGGAACACAAUUUUUGACCGAAGCAAUAGGAAACUAAGGGCACGUAGUGAAUCCGAACCACACGAACUCUAUACCAGUUCGCCGAUAAUAGCAUCGUCGUUCAACGGAAGAACUACAACUGCCGGUAUCAAUCGUGAUUUAUGUCUCAAGCGAACUCGCGAUACUAUCUCACCAACGCUGGAGGGUGAUGAAACGCUCGAAUGUGUUGCCUCGCCACUGCUUCCCAAAGAUUCGCCACCCUCUAAAAUGAUAAACGCGACUGAAAUCACCGGUCUGGAGGAAGCUUCAAACAAUACUAUGUCUCAACUGCAACAACAACAACAACAGCACCGGUCAAAAGGUGUAAAGACUUCUUCCAGUUCUAACGGAAUACGGGCAACGAAAACUGUUCGCUCUCGUACUGGAGUAGCAGUAAACAAGUACAAGUCAAGUCUGAAAUCCGCUCCGACAACGGUAUCGGCAAUCGUUGCUUCCGGAGGUGGUGUGUCAAGUCUCGUUGGUCGCAAAUCCGUUUCGCCACCACUGCACAAACAAAUGGCCGGUUCUACCUCACCAACUCCGUCCGGGAUUUCUACGGGGACGAGCGGUGGUGAAUCCGUGCAUACCCAGGAUCUGGACACGGAAACGAUCGGGCACUCGGACGUCGGGGAUGAUGAAGACCUGGACGAUGAGUGCGGCGAAGAUGAUGAUUUGGACGAUGAACUAGGUGACGAUGAUGAGCUACUGAACGGAUCGAUAACCGAUUCAGAAGAUAAUUAUCAAACCUAUUUGGCGGCAUACCAGGCAAGAACGAAAUCCCAUUCAACUUCCCCUUCACCCUCAUUGGUGAAAGGACCAGUCACUUCGAUUGGUUGUGUGCAAGGAGGCUAUCCGCCGGAUGGGCCGCUAGCUCCCAGCUUGUUCCCUAACGUACCGCCUUAUAUCACGUUUGCAACACACGAGGACAAAGGGCCCCCGAUGCCACCGGGUAUUCACAAAGUGCUCAAGUGGAAGAUGACAUUAAUAACACCAAUUAUCGUACGGAAAGUCCUCAUCAACAGCGGCUUCCGGCUACUGAAAAAAACGAAUGACUGGAUCGGUAUCUGGGGCAAACACAUGAAGAGCCCUUGCUUCAAAACGUUGCGUUCGUAUCAGAAAUUCAAUCACCUACCCGGAAGCUUUCAAAUUGGCAGAAAAGAUCGCGUUUGGCGAAACCUUCAAGCGCAAAUGAAUCGUCACGGAAAGAAAGAGUUCGGCUUCAUGCCUAGAACCUACAUCAUACCUCAGGAUCUGAAAAUGCUUCGCCAAAUGUGGCCGCGGUACAGUCAGCGAAACUGUAAAUGGAUCAUCAAACCGCCCGCAUCCGCAAGAGGCACGGGGAUCAAGGUCGUCAACCGUUGGUCGCAAAUUCCCAAGCGAAAGCCACUUAUUGUGCAGAGAUAUGUUGAAAGACCUCUGCUGAUCAAUGGCAGUAAAUUCGAUCUGCGGUUAUAUGUCCUGGUAACUUCUAUUAAUCCUCUCAGGGUUUAUAUGCAUACCGAUGGGUUGGCUAGAUUUGCCUCGGUUAAGUACAGUGAAAAGUCGGAUACGUUGAGCGAUCGAUACAUGCAUUUAACUAACUACAGUAUUAACAAACUGUCAAACAACUACAGUGCCAACGAGGAUGCGGAUGUCUGCCAAGGUCACAAAUGGACGAUCAAAUCACUAUGGUCCUACUUUGCCGAGCAAGGUAUCGACACCGAUCGACUCUGGGGUGCUUUGAGGAACUUGGUUCUUCGAACGAUACUGGCCGGGGAAGGACCGAUUCAUGCCAUGUCUAAGUUGAAUGUAGCUAGCAAAUACAACUGCUAUGAACUGUUCGGGAUUGACGUGUUGCUUGAUUCAGAACUAGUUCCCUGGUUGUUAGAAGUCAAUAUUUCACCCUCGUUGCAUUCAGCGUCGACACUGGAUGCUCACGUGAAAGGGCCGCUUGUGAAAGCUUUACUAAACGCAGUUAUGUAUCAGAUUCCUCCGAGGAUACCUCUCGCCGAACAAAAAGAAAUAUUAGCUGAACAGGGCCUAGAGGCACCUCUUUGUUUUGACAAACGAAUCUACGUAUCUUUUCUAUCUAAGGCGGAACGACUGAAGCACAAUCAAUUUAUACAGAAAGAAAUGGCACGAGAAGAGUAUCUCAAUUCGAUUCUGGAUGACCUAACACCAGAUGACGUACGUUGUUUGUUACUCACCGAAGAUGAACUCGCCAGAAGUGCCCCGCUGGAACGUAUCCUUCCUGCUCCCAACAGUCAUCGUUACAUUGGAUUUACCGAAUAUCCACGGUAUUACAAUCGAUUGUUGGACGCAUGGGAACAACGUUAUUGCCACAAACGUGCCGAAGGUAUUGCACUGCUUCAGUCUCUUUGUGAGAAGAAGAUUCAUCUGCAGGUACCACCUAGCACACUGAAAAAGGAGUUUUGGGAAGCCUUUCGAGCAGCGUACUGGCGCUGCCGAACAAUCCAGGGUCGUAAGUGGCAAAAUUUCCAUUGUUCUCUUUUAUUAGCAAAUUGAAUUGUUAUUUUUCAACAACAAAAAAAAAACAUGCCAACAGUAUUUAUAUUCAUAAUUAUUGCUAAUGACGUUGUUUUACCGAAGAGCUUUUUAAUCGUUACGAAGUUUAACAGAACUAGUUUUUAAUGUUGCUAUCUAGAGCUAGAUUUCAAUUUUCUAAGAAUAGUUUAACAUUUACUAAAAAUACACAGAAUCGUAAACUAACGAAAAAUGUAGGUACAUUUUUGUUCAUGGUUAUGAAGAACUUAAUUUCAGUAGAUUCAUAGAGGUAGCAUUCUAAGAAGUUCAACAUUUUUUACGAAAGAAAAGUAGGAUUAGUUAGCAAAUAUAUUCAUUCUACUGUUUGAAGAGCAUCUUAUAUUUAAUUUGUCGUUCACACCAUUAGGUCGGAGCUGAUAUUGACACUGUUCUGGUUUGAACUUUGGAAGUCCCAAAUAUGAUAAUUUUCAGAAUUCAACCAUUCCAAAGUUGUGCAUUGGUUGAAAUAAUUACCCAUGUGUAAUUCCAGUGACAAUUUGCGCGAACUUCUAUCUCAGGUAGAGUCCGUGCGAAAGAAAUAAUCAUUAAUUCAGAAAGGAAUAUCAAUUUAUCACCCCUAUUCCGCAUUUCGAACGAAUGUAAAAAUGUUCACACUUGCACUUCGAUCGAGUAAUGUGUUUGUAUGGAAAACUCGAACUCGAUCGAAAUACAGAGUCAAAAACUGCACAUUCAAUCGAAGAAUUUCGUUUCGAUCGAAAUGCAGAAUAAGGGUGGAAUAUACACUCAAGUCUCUUUUUAUUCGGGUUUGUUAGGAACUUGAGGUGCGAUUUCGAAAUUCUCAAAGUUCCAAAAACGAUAUUACUAAAACAAAUCGACAUAACACAGAUCUUGACGUUUUAUGCAUUUCUAAAACAUUUGGCAUAAGAAAUAUUUACUUUCGACUUCAGAAAUCUCGAAAUUCCAAAAAAUCCCAAAGCCGAUAUUAAAAAAAGUUUCCUUAGUUUGCGUUUUUUUAUGCGAAUUUUCAAUUUUUAAGACUUGAGUCAAAUGCUAUACUCCUAUUUAAAUAAAACUCAAAUGCGCUACCAGUUACUUCACUGCAGAUAUGCAAAGAAAACUUAGCCGCGGUUCUGUACUGGCAGUUAUUAAAUUAAUCAGAAAUUAUUUAUUCGUACAAAUCAUGUGAGUUAUCUUGCUAAUUUACAGUUUUAUUUACUUUAGUUAUAUCCAAACCGAGUACAGAAUACUAAUCCUGCUACAUACUUAAAAAUUAUUCCUCGUGGUCUAUUUUACUAUUAAGUAUAUCUUAAGCAAUAUGUCGAUAUUGCAACUUGUAACAACGACUUGUAUUGAGCGAAAACUAUACUGAAGUCUUAUUUUAAGCAGAUCUACAAAGUCACGAGAUUUUUUUAAAUACAAAUUACCGAAAUAACACGUUUUUUUUACGUAGAUUACCGAAGUUAAGCGGAUUUCAGAAGUUACGCGAAUAUCUGAAAAUAUGCGUUUUUUUGUGCGCUGCGUAUCUCCCGAAUAAAAAAGACUUCAGUGUAUAAGUGUUUCCAAGCUACAUGACUUUGAAUUGCUAGGAAAACUGAUAAACGUCAUAUUUUUCUUGUGUAAAUAAAAAUUCACUGUAUCAAAAAGUCUUUAGUAAACACCUAGAUCAGGGACUCAGAGUUCGAAAUGUUCCACCGCUUAUUCUGGAAGGGAUAGUAAAAUCGCACUAGCUAAGCUCAUAUCAAGUAUACUGAAAAUUGCCUCUGGAUUCCGAUAUUAGAAAGGAAGAUUCAACGGAAUGUAGUAUUUAGAAUUUUGUUAUUAAUUCUUCACUAUCACUGUCCUGACUAAGCUCCUCAACAUUUUCAAAAAUGACUUUUCCACUGAUCAACGCCAUUCAUAUUAUUGUCAUUUGCUAAGCCAUUUUCUGAAAUUAUCUCUCACCGCUCACUGCAAUGAAUUAAACAUUAGCUUAAAUUUCAUUUAAAAAAAUGUGGAACUCGUUAAGGAUUUUCCUAGUGUGAGCAACAAAUGGUUGUUUUGAUCCGUAAUGUGUCGCAAUUGGAUAUCAAUAAAUAUAUUAAACCAAAAUUGAAGAAAUAUUUUUACUCGAAUACGGUUUUGAACUUCGGAAAUUCAACCCAUCCGACCGUCUGUUAAGCGAACUAUUGCAUCAUCGGAAACGGAAUUACCAUCAAGAAAUUCCUAAAUUGAUCAACUUCAAGAAAACAUUUAGAUAGUAAGCGACACACUUCUGGGGAUAUGAAAAUAAAAUUGUGUUUACAAGGUCCGGCAAUUGAAGUCCUGCAUUGAAACAAACAGAUAAAUUAACCAGCCCAAAAACAUUUUAUUUCAAAAUCAAUAUAUUUCACGUGAAAAAAAAUCACAUUUUGUUAAACUUGUUUACCCUUAAGGUGUACCACUUGUUGCAGGUAAUCGAGGAACGCAUAACACGAGUCCCGAAAAUGGUCUUGAAUUAUUUGUAUUCCUGGUUGAUACCAAAUGUCGUUUCAGUCUCUCCACUUCUUGAUUUUUAGAGCAGACUUCAGACAGAGCUUUUGUCCUAUGUGACUGAUACAAUGUAUAAUGGUUUAUAGGCGUACAUUACUUAGGCAGAUUUUUCCCUCGCUUCCGAUACAACUAACCACGACAUCUCGGUUGCUAAAUUGGAUAGAUUUUGAUUCGGUUUGUUCAUUCUUCGUUGGUUACAGUCAUAUGUGAGGAAUCGUCGUUUAGCAAUCAAAAUAUUUAUUUUCGAAAAGUUCCUUGCAUCAAACGUAAUUUCACAGGAAAGCCAUAUCGGUCCGUUGAUGUUUUUACUGUAUUUCAACGAUGUCAAUUUUUCUCUAGAAGAUCCUCGUUUAUCGUUUGCCUCUUGAUCUUCACCAUGGCAGGUGUCAUCAGAGUAGCUUGAUGUCCCACCAUAUCGUUUUUUAUAUUUAGGGUUUAGCCAAAGGGCACAUAACCGUUAAGUCGUUCAAUUCAAGUUUCGUGUGCAACGUAAUAAUGACUGUAGAAGUAAUGACAGCAGUUCCAUUGUCGGACCCUAUCUAUAAUUUUUAAUACAAUGAACAUGUGUCAAUAUAAAAAUUUCGUUAAUUCAUACGUGCCAUUGUGCCUUAACAGACGAACAUAUCGCGCAUCCGCAGCCAUUUCUAUCUACUCUACAAACAAAGAAACAAUUCUGUUCAAA
Messenger RNA from Malaya genurostris, 6762 nucleotides. It is a transcript of the gene TTLL4B, whose product is annotated as tubulin monoglutamylase TTLL4. NCBI's taxonomy places the organism in Eukaryota, Metazoa, Arthropoda, Insecta, Diptera, Culicidae. Gene Ontology annotation, molecular function: tubulin-glutamic acid ligase activity; tubulin binding. Gene Ontology annotation, biological process: microtubule cytoskeleton organization; protein polyglutamylation. The transcript has 7 exons. Gene Ontology annotation, cellular component: cilium. The coding region runs from base 411 to 3593 and encodes 1060 amino acids. The record is from RefSeq and is a predicted model, not a curated record.